AUGCCAGAACAAAUAUCUGAUCCUACUGGUCUGCGGAGCAGUACGGGAUAUAUGCCAAUUGAGCAGUAUGGUUUGAUAGGAAACAUGCAUACCAGUGCUCUAGUGGCAAUCGAUGGAGGAGUUGAUAUGAUGUGCUGGCCUGACUUUGACUCACCAUCUGUCUUCUGUCGCAUGCUGGACAAAGACAAGGGCGGUCAUUUCAACAUUGGUCCUCCUCCCGGUCUCAAGAUUACCACCAAACAACAAUAUCUGCCCAGCAACAAUAUCCUUCAAACCAGAUAUCUGCAUGAUGAUGGCGUCUUGACUCUUACAGACUUCUUCCCUCGUCCGCUCAAGACAGAGAGACUCGGUCCUACAGUUGGACAAGGCGCCAGCGCCGAUCUUCGUAGCGGACUUAAAAGGUGGCUGGUCCGUCGAGUUGAAUGUAUAAGAGGUGCCACCGAUGUUAACGUCGAAGUCUUCCCUGCGUUCAACUAUGCUCAGGACUCUCAUACUACCGAGAUUGUCAAGGCCGACAACGAGGCACAGCGAGUAGUACACUUCCGCUCUGAGAACCUGUCCUUAGAGCUUGUGGCUACCAUUGAUUGUGGCGACGAUGCUCCCUGCCCAGAUCUUUCAUUCUCAAAGAAACAGUUUGAAGGGUGUUCCCUGGGCGAAGGCGUGACUGCGACCAUCAAUCUCCAGGAAGGCCAAUCGAUUUCAUUUGUGUUGAGAGAUCUCGAGGAGAGCAACAAGGAAUCAAUUUCCACAGCCCUCCUCAAUCAAGUUCAACAGGACACCUCCGCAUACUGGUUCAACUGGAUCUCCAAAUCAAAGUACAAGGGACGUUGGAGAGAAAAGGUCAGCAGAAGUCUGAUGAUCUUGAAGAUGCUCACGUUCGAACCCACCGGAGCCAUCGUCGCAGCACCCACAUUCUCACUUCCUGAAGACUUUGGUGGUGGCAGAAACUGGGACUACAGAUUCUCCUGGGUCAGAGAUUCUUCUUUUACCAUCUACAUUCUGCUUCGCAUGGGCUUCACCGAAGAAGCAGAAGCCUACAUGAACUUCCUCUCCGCCCGCCUCAUCGACUCCCGCAAAGACGAUGGCGGUCUACCCAUCAUGUUCUCCAUCCGCGGCAGCACCGACCUCCCCGAGAUCGAACUCACCCAUCUCUCCGGCUACCAAGACAGCCGUCCCGUCCGCAUCGGCAACGGCGCAGCCUUCCACAAGCAACUCGACAUAUACGGAGAAAUGAUGGAUUCCAUCUACCUGUACAACAAGUACGGCAAACCAGUCAGCUACGACCUCUGGAUCGCCGUCCGCAAACUCACCGACUACGUCUGUGGCAUCUGGCAAGAAACAGACAUGUCCAUCUGGGAAGUCCGCUCCAAACCCAUGAACUACACUUAUUCGAAAAUUAUGCUCUGGGUGGCUAUAGAUCGUGCUCUGCGUCUAGCGGACAAACGCUGUUUCCCGUGCCCCAACAGGAUGAAGUGGCUCGAGACCCGCGAUGCUAUCUACGACGAUGUGAUGGAAAAAGGGUACAAUCAUGAUAUGAAAUGCUUCAUCCAAAGCUACGAGAGCAACGAAGUCUUGGACUCUGCAGUCUUGAUCGCCCCCUUGGUCUUCUUCAUCGCACCAAACGAUCCCCGCUUCACCUCCACCCUCGAGCAAAUCCUCCUCGCACCUGAGAAAGGCGGCUUGACCUCUACCGGCCUCGUCUACCGCUACAACACCCUAAAGUCUGAAGACGGCGUCGGAGGCCGCGAAGGCGCAUUCAGCAUGUGUACCUUUUGGCUUGUCGAAGCACUGACGCGAGCUGGUGCCUAUGACAAGAAAUACCUGGUCAAGGCCAUCAACAUUUUCGAAAACAUGUUGAGUUUCUCGAAUCACUUGAAUAUGUUAUCGGAGGAGAUUGCGAGGAGUGGAGAACAACUUGGUAACACGCCACAGGCUUUCUCGCACUUGUCGAUGAUCAGUGCUGCGUUCAAUCUUGAUCGUGUGACUCAGGGGAGUGGUGGUAUGUAG
This is a messenger RNA of Aureobasidium namibiae CBS 147.97, 2007 nucleotides long. Its product is annotated as glucan 1,4-alpha-glucosidase-like protein. Gene Ontology annotation, biological process: carbohydrate metabolic process. The record is from RefSeq and is a predicted model, not a curated record. Lineage: Eukaryota; Fungi; Ascomycota; Dothideomycetes; Dothideales; Saccotheciaceae. Gene Ontology annotation, molecular function: hydrolase activity, hydrolyzing O-glycosyl compounds. The transcript has 5 exons. Bases 1 to 2007 code for a protein of 668 amino acids.